Molecule: messenger RNA, 7886 nt
Organism: Hypanus sabinus (Atlantic stingray)
Lineage: Eukaryota; Metazoa; Chordata; Chondrichthyes; Myliobatiformes; Dasyatidae
Gene: sin3b
Product: SIN3 transcription regulator family member B
Exons: 20
Coding region: 96-3671 (1191 amino acids)
Biological process (GO): negative regulation of transcription by RNA polymerase II
Cellular component (GO): chromatin
Molecular function (GO): transcription corepressor activity
Source: RefSeq, a predicted model, not a curated record
GGAAUGGUUAGAUUGUUGUACCGGAAGCGGGGCGCCGCCGGGGCUGAGGAGCCGGAACCGAGAGACGGAGCGCGGGUCCCGGGCCGGAGCGGCGGAUGCCUGGGGUGACCCAAGGCUUAGACUUGGAACCUGCACCGUCCCAGGUACAUCGUUGCGGAGGGGAGACUAUGGCCAAGAUUCAGGCCCACCUUCAGCAGAUGAACCAUCAGAUCCAGGCUCAGACUUUUGCAGUGCAGAAACAGACGCAGCAACAACAGUUCCAGAGGCUCAAGUGUGCUUUUCAGGUGGAAGAUGCCUUGUCAUACCUGGACCAGGUUAAGAUGCAGUUUGGGAACAACCCGGCCGUUUACAAUGAGUUCCUUGACAUCAUGAAGGAAUUUAAAUCUCAAAGCAUCGACACUCCUGGUGUAAUUAACAGGGUUUCCCGGCUCUUCCAAGGACAUCCCGACCUAAUUCUGGGAUUCAAUGCCUUCCUGCCACCCGGAUAUAGAAUAGAGAUUCAGAAGAACAAGGCAGUGAGUGUGCAUGGACCCACCCCUGCUGAGACUCAGGUGCUGUCUGAGGCAGCACACGAGCGUGCAUCUGCCGCUCCCACCAAUGCCGCCGUAGCUCCCGCUGCCCGUGCCGAUCCUUCUCCAACCCAGAGCCCUCUGGUGGGCCACAAGGACGAGCACACAGACCGCCGUUCAAUCCGCGAAGACUCCACUCCACGUUUGCUGGAUCACCAUGACGAGCUGACAUCCAAUGAUCCACACCCCGUGGAGUUUGACAACGCAAUUAGUUAUGUGAAUAAAAUCAAAAACCGUUACUUGGAACGUCCGGAGGUUUACAAGUCCUUUUUGGAGAUUCUACACACCUACCAGAAGGAACAGCUCAUUGUCAAAGACACCAAGGGAAAACCUUACUGCGGCAUGACCGAAGAUGAAGUCUUUGCAAAGGUGGCCAACCUGUUCCGAGGCCAGGAAGAUCUGUUGACUGAGUUUGGCCAAUUUCUACCAGAUGCCAAACGAUCUCUGUUCACUGGAAGUGCUGCAUCUGAAAAGGACGAGAGUAAAAUGAUCGAUGAAGACGAUGGAUCUAAACACUCGCAAAGCAAGAAGCGUUUGCGAACAACGCUGCUGCCUCAAGUGCCUCCUCCACUCAAGAAAAAGCUGAAGUUGUCGAGUGUGAAGGACCGGUCGUUGGCUUCUGCGGGCAAACAUGGGACCUUGCGAGAGUUCAGCUUCUUUGACAGAGUCCGCAGGAUUCUAAAGAGCCAGGAAGUGUAUGAAAAUUUCUUGCGCUGCAUCGCCCUAUUCAACCAGGAGGUGGUGUCUGGCUCUGAGCUCCUUCAGUUGGUCACCCCAUUCCUGGGGAAGUUCCCAGAGCUUUUUGCUCGUUUCAAAUCGUUCUUGGGCCAGAAGGAGCUCUCACUCACCCAGCCUUUGCAGAGAGAUCGGCCAGUGGAUGGGAUUGCCCGGGAGAUUGACUACGCAUCUUGUAAGAGGUUGGGCUCCAGUUACAGAGCUCUGCCUAAAACCUACCAGCAACCGAAGUGCAGUGGGCGGACUGCAGUCUGCAAGGAGGUUCUCAAUGAUACUUGGGUCUCAUUCCCGUCUUGGUCAGAAGAUUCCACCUUUGUCAGCUCGAAGAAAACUCCUUAUGAGGAGCAGCUUCAUCGUUGUGAGGAUGAGAGAUUUGAGCUUGAUGUUGUCCUGGAAACCAACCUUGCCACAAUCCGUGUGCUUGAGAGUGUGCAGAAGAAACUAACCCGGAUGUCCCCAGAAGAUCAGGAGAAAUACCACCUGGAUAAUUGUCUGGGAGGAACAUCGGAGGUUAUCCAUCGCAGAGCCAUCUAUCGUAUCUAUGGUGAUAAAGCACCAGAAAUAAUCGAUGGACUGAAGAAAAAUCCAGCAACAGCUGUACCUGUGGUGCUGAAACGGUUGAAAGCCAAGGAAGAAGAAUGGCGGGAGGCACAGCAAGGCUUUAACAAGAUCUGGCGGGAGCAGUAUGAGAAAUCGUACUUGAAAUCACUGGAUCAUCAGGGAGUCAACUUCAAACAGAAUGACACUAAGGCACUGCGCUCUAAGAGUCUGCUGAAUGAGAUUGAAAGUGUUUACGAUGAGCGACAAGAGCAGAAUUCUGAAGAAGGUUGCCCAGGCAUCACAGGGCCCCACCUGAUGUUCGUGUAUGAGGAUAAGCAAAUCAUGGAGGAUGCUGCGUCCCUCAUCAUUUACCAUGUGAAACGACAGCCCACCAUUCAGAAGGAGGACAAGGAUCACAUCAAACGUAUCAUCUAUCAUUUUGUGCCAGACUUGUUCUUUUCUCCGCGUGGGGAACUAAGUGAGUCAGAGGAUUCAACGGACGAAGAGAUGGAAAGUGAUCAACGGCACAGUCAGCGCAAUAAUGCGGAUACGGGGCAGAAAGGAGUGGCUUCUCCGGAGAGCAGCCUGGCUGAGGAGCGGGUGGACCUACGCGACCAGGUAGCCGAAUAUCAAAAGAGCUUGGACGAUGUCUACAACCUCUUCUUCGUGAACAACAACUGGUACUUUUUCCUGCGGCUCCAUCAAAUCCUGUGCUACCGGCUACUGCGUAUAUACAGGCAAGCGGAGAAACAGCUUUUGGAGUAUCAGAUGGAGAAGGAGAAGGAGAAACAAUUGCAGGAGGGAAGGAAAGAGAAAGCAAGCGAUCCUGCCGUGGAGCUACGACUGAAACAGCAAAGUGAGAUUGAGUUGGAAGAGUAUUACCCAGCCUUUCUGGAUAUGGUGAGGAAUCUACUGGAUGGAAACAUUGAACCUACACAAUACGAGGACACACUGCGUGAAAUGUUUACAAUCCAUGCGUACAUUGGCUUCACUGUUGAUAAGCUGAUUCAGAAUAUCGUACGGCAGCUGCAACAUCUGGUCAGUGAUGAUGUGUGUCUGCAGGCAACAGAGGUGUAUCUGAGUGAGAGGAAGCGAGGAGCCGCUGGCGGGAGUUUGCCUUCCCAGUGUGUCCGAGCCAGUCUGGAAGCAGCUUACCAGCUGAGGGCUGAGCGGGUGAUGCCAGAUGAAAACUGUUUUAAGAUUAUGUUUAUCCAGAGUAAAGGACGUGUUUCCAUGACAAUUGAGCUAUUGGAUACAGAGGAAGCACCAUCGGACGAUCCCCUGGAGCUGCAGAAUUUAACAAGUUAUGUUGAACAAUAUGCUGGUCCAGAGGCAGCCCUACAGUUCGAGCAGACUGAUGGAUUCUUUUAUAAACCAGUGUUUUUACCCAGAAACCUUCGAAAAUUUCGUAAAUGGCAGCAAAAGCAGUUUCUAUCAAUGAGGAAUGAAAGCAGGAACAGCCGGCAGCGCAGCCUGGGUGUUGAAAACUCCAACAGCAUUGACUGCAAGUUUAAACUCAACACUCACAAGUUGGUGUACGUUAUGAACUCUGAAGACUUCAUGUACCGAUGUGGGGCUCUGCAUCGAGCUCGUGAGUCGCAAUGCCAGGUUGCCAGGUAUCAGCACCAGCAAUUUCAGUUGUGGCACAACCGCUGGCUGCAGGACCACGUGACAGACGAGACGGCCGAACUGGUGCAGGAUUGGCUGAUGGGCGAGGAUGUUGAGGACCUAAUCCUGUGCAAGACUGUCUGUGAAACCGACACCAUCCAUGACAUUCCCAUCAAUAAAUACCGUGUACAGUACAGUCAGUGCCCUCCCUCACCAUGACAUGCUUUUGCACUCAACGUUCUGACACACGCACACACUGCAGUUGCAAGUGCACUGCGUGACCGUGGGGAUACACCGUGCUCUCGGCUGGUGAGAUGAUUGUAAUGGCUGUCUGACUCCCAUGUAAGUGAAUGGUCGCUGCAGCACCAGUCUACAGAACACAGCUAGUGUUAUCAAUGAGGAAAUGCACUUGACAUGAAUCUGCUUGUGAUCCUUGGACUCAUUCUCCCUUCCCUUUCUCCUAUUUUGUCAUAUUUUCAUCUUCCCAACCAGAUUUCACAUUGUGAUGUUGCAUGACAUAUUUUUGGUUGUACCCAAAUGCUUGCUGAUGUGUACCCUGUGACCCUGUGAUACAACCUAACCACCGGAUAGCAGGACAAGUAAAAGAUGAUUAUGGUGGUCUCCAGCUGCUGCACCUCUCUCCCACCCCAUUCUUCUCCCCUUACCUUGCAAAAAAAAAGCAGAGGCUGUCAUUUCUUCACCUACAGUGGUAAAUAUCUGGGACAACCUUACAGAAAUGUACCAAGACUGCAAGGCUGUGGCUUCUUCAUCCAUGUACUGACUUCACCUCAUUAAAUAGACAUCUGAUAGACCAGCUGCUUAUGCCUUCACCAGUGAGACAUCUGCCAACUCUGGAGCAUGCUACACUCUGCCAAGCCAACUUUUCGUUAUUAGAGGCAACCUCGUCCAGAUCUGAACAAAUUGAAGGAUUUACAAGUUGCUGAGACCCUUUGAUUUUACAAUGCCCAGCAGGGGACCCAGUAUUAAAGGUUGGUAUCAGGUGCUGACUCCAAGUCCAGAGCUGGUGGGUGUAUUUGCUGCAGUCUGUGAAAGCAGUUCUUUGCAGCUUUGUUCAGCCCUGAACCGAAAUGCUUCAGUUGCAAUGAAGCAAUGUUAGUGCGCAUCGUUUGUUCUUGUGCAAACCCUAGGCCAAAUGAAGGUUAAAUGAAAGCAUCUUAAGCUGUCCUUGUUAAAUUGAAUGCCAUCUGGGCUUUGAGCUUGAACUGCCACAUUCAUAUUACGGCUGACAGCAUACCCCCCCCCCCCCCCCCCCGAGCUACUUGAGAAUUUGUUUUGAGUCCUCUCAUGGAUUGAGUCCUUUAACUUCCUUUGAAGCUGCUGUAUAUCAAGUCACACUGAAGAAUGCUUUCUCAGCAAGUGGGGUGAGAGUGAGGAAUCAUGGGCUGGAGAUACAAAAACAAACACACAUGUGUUAAUAUAUUAACUGCCUGAAAUUCAGGGGAUUUUUUUGACUAUUAAUGUAAAGUUUUCAAAUUUAAGGCUUGCUUCUUUACAGAAAUAUCUGUUUAAAUUAGUGUAUUGUUGAAAGAUUUCAAGUAUCGAGAAUGUUUUUUUAAAAUGUUUUGUGAAUAAGAGUAUCUUUAGAGGGAGGCUUAAAACUGUUCUGGGAGUAUUCUUAAAUCAAGCAGCCAUCCUGAUUACCUGCAGCAUGGUGAAGGUGUAGCAGGUUGAAUAAUGGAGUGUGGCCAAAGGAGAGGCCAUUGCAAAACAUUCUUGGGUGCCUAGGUGGCUCCCACACUGAGGUAACUGUGCUGGUUGGGGUUCAAAUUCAGAAAUUGCAGAGAUGUGUGAUUCUGUCGAGUGUAAUGUCUCCAGUGAUGGUAUGUUCACCGAUAUCCUCUGAAACCGGAAGUACGUAAGUAUGAGACAAGGGAGGAAGCUGGCAUGUGGUGGGUCUGGGUAUCUAUCACCAUUCAUUGCUUAUCCAUGUGGUUCACCACAGCUGAUCCUGAAGCAGCUCACACUUUCUCUGGUGAUGAGCAGUGGCGGCCCACACUUUGCUGCCUCUGUAACACAGACCUGCUGACUUAACAUCGACGGUAGUUGGAAGCUGACUCGGUAUGGGGGAGAAGGAUGAGGGGAGGGAUCGACCUCAGACAGGUGACUGCUUACAGUCCAAAAUGAAAAUACAGCAUCUGCUGGAAAAUGAGCACAGAAACUGCUGAUAAUACUGGGCAAGUCAGGCAGCAUUUGUGGAGAAAGGAAUAAACUCGAUGCUAAUGGCAUUUCAUCACAACUUCCAGCAUUUUGUGUUACUCAUAGGUGGCUGCAUCUGAAUGCAGUGGCCACAUCUGUAAUUUCUGUAUCUGCAGGACUAAGUGACCAAGUGGGAGAACUGCACUUUUCUACAUUUAUUUGCCAGGCUAGACCAGAAUUUCCAUGGAUUGCUUUUGGCUGAAAACUGUAAACAGUCAGAGGCAGAAUCAUUUUCAUAUAAACUCUGAUGCCACUGUUGCACUUUGUCCCUCCCCCAGAAGUGGGGUGUAGCAGCACUAGGGAUCCCAGUCACGGGUUGGGGAAGGGGGCACUCAUCGGGUUUGAUCGUCCAGUAAACUGGACAGGAACAGGGCUGCUGCCAUCAGCUGCAAAACAUGCAUUCACAUUAGCUGCAUUUAACAACUUAUAUUUAUCAAAUGUUUUAAAAGGAAAAAAAAGUCAAGAUAUUCUACAAUGAACUGUGUGUGCAAUUAGGGAAUGCGAGACAAAGUGAACUGUUGUGCUUUCCCAUCAACCUCCUGCCUUCUCCCACGACCAGUGUCCAUUAUGGAUGCUAAUUUACUUCAGUGGGGGAGAAAUGGUACCGGGGUGCUUGAAAUCGUUAUUUGAUUCCCAGUCACCUCCACCCCUACACCCACGCCAACUACAUCACCAGGGGACACCAGUAAGAUGGUGUGCAGGCAGAGACAAUUGAUUGGAGUAGUAUUAUAGUCUGUGAGCGAACAGCCUGUACUGUGGGGCCGCUCGUUAUAAGUAUUGCCACGGAGACCAUUCCUUUGGUGACGGCCAUUAAUUGAAUAGGCUCGCCUGAUGUUGACCGCUCACGGUGAUAAUUUUCAUUUUGUUCUUGCCGUGUGAAACUAUAUAAUGUGAUUUUACAUUGUGUGAUAAUUGAAAUCUCUUGAAUUGUCUUCAGAUAUGUCAAUGCCAUGCUCUCUGUUUUUGUAGUGUGAUGCUUGUUUGUGAAGUCAAACAUUCGUCUCUCUCGCCCUGUCUCGCUCGGCCUCCUCCCCCUCGCUCACCCCUCCCCCUUACUCCUCCCAUCCUCUCUCGCCCCCCCCCCCCCCCAAUCAGCCUAAGACUUUACUCGUUUCCCUGCAGCCCUCGCAGUUGACAUACAGUUCUUUAGUGACAGGGGACCAAGGCUCCGGAUCCCUCUUGUGUUACUGAUAUGCAAGUCUCCAUCUCCUCCUCCUGGGUUGAGGAUCCGGAGGUCCCUCCUCACCCCCACUUAGGAGAGGGAGAGGCUUAAAUCCUGAUUCUGCCUUGGAGGUAAUGGAGCAGAGUUUGGUAGUGAUGCCCUGGGGCUUCUGAUAACCUCUUGAAUGGGAAGUACUUGAAUCCUGGGUCGCUUUUAACUGUAACUUCUAAAAGUAAAAUUCCUUCUCAUUUUCUGUUUUGAAUAAUUUGAUUGCUUGGUUUUUAAAUCCCUGGGCUGCGCAGGGUUUGAGGGAGGGUUAACAUCAGCAGUUCCCUACAGUUUUCAUCCCUCUCGACAAACAGCAUUGUACCUUCAUACAAAAUGUAAUAAAAAUGAAAAAUAAUUGCCUGCAGAUCGUGACAGUUUAUUGGUAGGAAGGAGAUGCCAGUCAGCAAGGAGAGGGAGGGAAACAAUGGACAAUACGCUUAAGUGGGUGAGGUGAUAGCAGGAAUUCCGUUGUUCAUUUAUCAAUGCUGGAGAGUGGUGGGUAAGGGUCAGAAUGACUUGUUCCUUAGGAGCUUCACAACCAGCAUAUAUUUGUAGUUUAAAUUCAUAAUUGAGAAGUAACACGUAUGGAGAGAGAAGAGAAGCUGGAAUUUGAAACAAGCAAAUCGCUGAAGGAAGUCAGCAGGCCAGGCAGCAACUGUGGAUGCAUAGGGACAGUGGACGUUCGGGUCGAGGCCCUUUGCACUGAGCAACAGGGGGUGUAGCCAGCAUGGAUUUCACUGUCUGUCAAAUUGACUCACCUAUCUCAUUGGCGCCCUACAGCUGAGUUCAUGAGAUCUUGAUCAGAUGUCACACAAGUAUGUGCCAAUUGUAUAUCUCGUGGUUUUUUUUCCAUUUUAGGCUGUGUUUUUCUUUAAACAAAAUAAUAUUCGUUAAUCCCGGAUUGCAGACACAUUUUUAACUCCACAUUUAAAAGCGAAAUAACCGAUUUCAAGGUUAAGAUAGGAAUAACCUGUUCGAUACAAAUUGAAUAAAGCAACAAAAGACUC